This is a messenger RNA of Corylus avellana, 1382 nucleotides long. RefSeq names its product Calcium-dependent lipid-binding (CaLB domain) family protein. NCBI's taxonomy places the organism in Eukaryota, Viridiplantae, Streptophyta, Magnoliopsida, Fagales, Betulaceae. The record is from RefSeq and is a predicted model, not a curated record. Gene Ontology annotation, biological process: defense response.
UCUCACUUUUAUCCCGCUAUGCUAAUGUCAUAUUGUCAAUCAACUUAUUUUAUUUUAUUUUAUUUUUAUUUUGAUAGUCCAAAUGACCGUUUAACCCACAUUGUUAGACUGUAAUGUUACGAGAUUCCUGCCAAUCUGUAAUGCACUUAGCGGGGAAAAAGGUGACAAUGGGUGACCUCCAAAUGCUGCUGAGGUAUAAGAAUUUUCUUUAUGUGAAGCAAGUAUGGGGAAAUUAUGGGUUGAAGUCUGCCUGAUAUCUGCUAGGGGUCUCCGGCGUUCUUCCUCCCUCUGGAAGCUCCAGUGGUUUGCUGUUGGGUGGAUUGAUCCUAAUAAUAAAUAUUGCACCAAGAUCGAUGCGUCAGGGAAUGCAAAUCCCGUCUGGAAAACCAAGUUUGCUGCCUUGGUUGAUGACUCGCAGACGAACUUCCAAGAUCUGGCGCUGCACGUCGAAGUUUACAGUAGAGAGCCCAUAUUCCUCAGAGAGAGGCUUCAGGGCACAGCAAGUGUCGUCUUGAAAGAAUUUUUGGCUAAGCAGGUCAAGAAUAAUGAGGGUUCAAGGCCAGUAACCGAAGAAGUAGGGAGCUAUCAAUUGCGGAAAGGGAACUCCAGCAAACCCCAAGGAUUUGUUGACAUUUCAAUUCGUAUAUCUGAGGAAAGGGGCGGCGAGCCAACUUCAUACAUAGGUAACGAGGAAGGAUUUGUGCUCACGGGUCACAGCAACAAUAAUAUCACCCUGGCUUCUCAUUCUCAAGAUGGGCCAGCUCUAGCCACACAACCGCCUCCAAUUCUACGUCAUCGCCAAGAAAAUCAAUUCCCGUCGAAUUCUCCGUACACCCAUCCAAUGCCAUACCCUACAAACUAUUCCAAUCCAUCUGUAGGUGGACCACGCUACCCACCAGCAGGUGCACCAAGCUAUCCUCCGCCUAGAACUCCUCCACCACCGCCCCCACCCUCUAAUGUGGGUUACAUGCCCACUUUUCUCCCUAGAACAGAUCGUUUGUCGGAGACUUAUAUAAAUAUGCCACCAUCUGGUCGUGGCGGGGGACCUGGACCUGGUUUUGGAAUAGGACUAGGUGCUGGAGCACUGGCAGCUGGUGCUGUGAUCUUUGGUGAUGACUUUAUGUCAGGAUUUGAUGUUCCUGCAGGCUUACAAGAUGCUAGUCUUACCAUAUCAACUGAUCCUCCUUUCUAACAAGCAGUAACUUGCUUCUGUAAUUAUGUUCAAGUGCAGUGAGGUGGAACUAUUUUAGACUCAUUGUAUUGUUUAACUACUUUAAUGGUGAAAGUUUUCAUUCCUCCAAACUGGUUUCAUCAUUCCAUUUGAAAAAACUGAAGAGUCCCAAUUUAAUACGCUGUCCAUGAACAGACCAAGUGCAGUGAGG